Messenger RNA from Jatropha curcas, 1459 nucleotides. Its product is annotated as flowering locus K homology domain. Lineage: Eukaryota; Viridiplantae; Streptophyta; Magnoliopsida; Malpighiales; Euphorbiaceae. Gene Ontology annotation, molecular function: RNA binding. The record is from RefSeq and is a predicted model, not a curated record.
UUGACAUUUCGCUCAAUUUUUCUCUUCUAGCCUCAUGUAUUUCCCUUACCCUUACACGCAAUACUAUCCCCAGACGACGUCGACAAUGAUGGCCCAGCCCGGUGAGAUUCCGAUGAACCCACCCCCUCCACCGGUGACCAUGCCCCAACCGGAAUUUUACUCUACGACGAAACGCCGCCGUGACGAUUUUGACGGUGCGUGGGCUUCAGCAGGUGAGACAGAAGGAUCGGCUCCAAAACGGGCCAAAGCGCAAGAUGUUAUAUUUAGGAUCGUAGUGCCGUCGAGGCAGAUCGGGAAAGUUAUUGGGAAGGAAGGGUGUCGCAUACAAAAGAUUCGAGAAGAAACCAAAGCCACCAUCAAAAUCGCUGAUGCUAUUGCGCGACAUGAAGAGCGUGUCAUCAUCAUAAGCUCGAAAGAAAGUGAAAAUGCUUUAUCCGACGCCGAGAAUGCCCUCAAGCAAAUAGCCUCCUUGAUUCUAAUGGAAGAUGAUAGUCCAGCAGAAGCAUCAAAAUUAGUUGGUGCAGGACAUGUGGCUGCAAACACUAUAAGGCUCUUAAUAGCAGGUUCGCAAGCGGGUUAUUUGAUAGGGGUAUCUGGUCAAAACAUUGAGAAAUUAAGGAAUUCAUCUGGGGCCACUAUCACUGUACUGGCUCCAAAUCAGCUGCCUUUGUGUGCUUCUGCUCAUGAAUCUGAUAGGAUUGUGCAGAUUUCCGGGGAUGUACCUGUUGUGCUGAAGGCUCUAGAGGAGAUAGGUUGUCAACUCAAGGAAAACCCACCAAAACAGGUGAUUUCUAUCAGUCCAACAUACAACUAUAGCACGUUCCGACCCACUCAACCGUAUGUGGACCCAGCUUCAGCUGAUUAUGUAACUUUGGAGAUGAUGGUCUCGGAGACAUUGAUUGGUGGCUUGAUUGGCAGAAGUGGCUCCAACAUAUCAAGGAUCAGAAAUGAAUCUGGAGCAAUGAUCAAGGUUUAUGGUGGAAAAGGUGAACAAGAACAUAGGCAAAUACAAUUUGGUGGUACUGCUCAACAGGUAGCAUUGGCAAAGCAGAGAGUGGAUGAAUACAUUUAUUUUCAGCUGGUACAACAAGCUGGUGCUCAACCUCAACAGUCAUAUUUUCAGAGAUAAUGAAAGCUGGAAGGUCAAGAAGUUUAUGAAAAUGGGUUGGCACAAUUUCUUCUCAACAGCUAGUCUCUCUCAAUACUUAUAUCCCACCAAUGUUGAUAUAAAGAUGAGCCGUGUAGUUGGAUGACCCAUGCUUUUUGCAAGGAUGAUGUACAAGAGUGCUUACUUAGUGUCCAGGUUCCUUAAUAUUAGUGCGUAAUUGAACAAUUCCCUGGUAUUGUAAUGGUUGAUUUUGGGAGAGUCAAAUUGAAGUUUUAAAAUCCUUCUCUGUAGACAUGAAUAUUCAUUAGAAGAAGUUCAAUAUUGGAUAACACCACAGGACUAUGGAUUAGA